Trypanosoma rangeli is the source of this 915-nucleotide messenger RNA. RefSeq lists its product as uncharacterized. Lineage: Eukaryota; Euglenozoa; Kinetoplastea; Trypanosomatida; Trypanosomatidae. The record is from RefSeq and is a predicted model, not a curated record. Bases 1 to 915 code for a protein of 304 amino acids. The transcript has a single exon.
AUGUCGAAUGACCCGUCGAUGAACACGGCGCUGCUGGACUUCUGCACGUCAGUCGGCGCCGGCUCGAGGAAUGGAAAUUGCGGCGAACUUCCGCGUCGUAACUCCGAGGAGCUGCAGUGGCUCAAAGAGGCGCUGGCAUCGGUUGAGGCACCAGAGCGGCAGGUCAAACGCCUGUUGGAAACAAUAUCACGCGAUGACGUCGCCGAGGAUGAGUGCGUCGCUGCGCUGGAGGAGCUGAGCGAGUUGGUUGAGGACAUCAAUUGGGCUAUUGAGUUCUCACUCAUGGAUGGUCACCGCGUCGUGCUGGAGCUUCUGCGCAAGGAACAGCUGGCUUUGAAAAGCGCCCAGGUUCGUCAGGGAGCGGCGAUGGUCAUUGCCCACUCUGCUCAGCUUAACGAGAGAGUACAAAAGUGUUUUGAAGAAGCACAGUGGCAGGCGGUGCUACUGCCAUUGCUGAGGGAGGAGAAGUCUCCUGCUGUAUUGGCCGCUCUCCUGCACAGCUGUAGCUGUCUCUGCCGUGAGUACUCUCCAAAUGCUCUUCUCUUCACCAGGGCGGGAGGGAAUGAACUCAUCGCCACAAUGUUGACAAGAGAGCCUUUGGGAGGGAGCAACGACAAGAAGAUCCUUAAGCGGGUGCUGUUCCUGCUGAGGUAUCUUGCGGACGUGCUCGAUAUUGCCACAGAAGAUUUGAUUCGUUGCGUUUCUACACAUGCCGCAAGCACAGAUGAAGAUGUGCAGAUCUCUGUGGCGCAAACCCUCAUUCCUUGCGCCGAAAGAUGCUGCGCUAUUGUGAAACGUGUGUUGAAUGAAGUGGCGCCCGAGAGUUCCACACUCUGGAGAAACUCAUUACUUGAAGAGGAAGACCCCAGGAAGCAGCUGGUAAAUAAACUGGACAGAGAGGGUCACGACGGCUAA